This is a messenger RNA of Microtus ochrogaster (prairie vole), 4258 nucleotides long. RefSeq names its product nicotinamide nucleotide transhydrogenase (gene Nnt). NCBI's taxonomy places the organism in Eukaryota, Metazoa, Chordata, Mammalia, Rodentia, Cricetidae. Gene Ontology annotation, cellular component: mitochondrial inner membrane. The transcript is spliced from 20 exons. Gene Ontology annotation, biological process: proton transmembrane transport; NADPH regeneration. The record is from RefSeq and is a predicted model, not a curated record. Gene Ontology annotation, molecular function: NADP binding; oxidoreductase activity. The coding region runs from base 259 to 3480 and encodes 1073 amino acids.
AGUAGCUUGUCUUCGCUUAUAGGAUCAGUUUUUUACAAGUCUACACAAUUUUCUUUUCAAAGGAAAAGUUCUGAAACUUUUGUUUCAGAAAUCUGUUGCAAAAUGGCUCCAGGAUACUCAGCCCUAGUUACUUAAGUGCUCAGUCAAAAAUAUUAGUUGACUUACUCUGUUUAGUGCAAGGCACUGGGCCAAGGAGUAUAACAGUGAGAAGAACAGCCAAUCAGGAUCUUGGGUUCUUUAAGUCCUCUCCACGACCAUAUGAUCAGGGCAUUUUGCUUUAAUCCUCACAACUCUAUGAGUAAUUCACCUUCAAGGAAUCAGGGGCUGGGAAAGCUGGGAGCACAAAGCAGCAUGGCACACCUGCUGAAAACGGCAGUGACUGGCGCCUCAUGUCCCUUCCUUAGCAACUUGGGGCCCCGAAAGGGUCUACCUGGGAAGAAAGACCUUUUGCGAGCACUUCAUACUCAUCGGGCACUGUGGUGUCAGUCACACGGAAAGCCAGGAAUUCCAUAUAAGCAGCUGACAGUUGGGGUCCCCAAGGAGAUUUUCCAGAAUGAGAAGCGAGUAGCCUUGUCUCCUGCCGGUGUUCAGGCCUUGGUCAAGCAGGGCUUUAACGUCGUGGUGGAGUCAGGAGCAGGCGAAGCUUCCAGGUUCCCAGACGAUCUCUACAGAGCAGCGGGGGCCCAAAUCCAAGGGACGAAGGAAGUUCUGGCUUCUGAUCUGGUGGUCAAAGUCAGAGCACCCAUGGUUAAUCCAGCGUUAGGCGCUCAUGAAGCUGACUUCUUGAAGCCAUCAGGAACUCUCAUUAGCUUCAUUUACCCUGCCCAGAAUCCAGACUUGCUAAAUAAACUUUCCGAAAGAAAGACCACAGUUCUGGCAAUGGACCAGGUUCCAAGAGUCACAAUUGCUCAGGGGUAUGACGCUCUCAGCUCCAUGGCCAACAUUUCUGGCUAUAAGGCUGUUGUUUUAGCAGCUAAUCAUUUUGGAAGGUUUUUCACCGGUCAGAUCACAGCUGCUGGAAAAGUCCCCCCAGCUAAGAUCCUGAUAGUUGGCGGUGGCGUUGCUGGGCUCGCUUCUGCAGGUGCAGCAAAGGCAAUGGGCGCAGUUGUCCGAGGAUUCGAUACAAGAGCUGCAGCUCUGGAACAGUUCAAGUCUCUUGGUGCUGAACCCUUGGAGGUGGACUUGAAGGAAUCUGGUGAGGGCCAAGGAGGCUACGCGAAAGAGAUGUCCAAAGAGUUCAUUGAAGCCGAAAUGAAGCUCUUUGCUCAGCAGUGCAAGGAAGUGGACAUCCUUAUCAGCACAGCGCUGAUCCCAGGUAAAAAAGCUCCCGUUUUAUUUAGUAAGGAAAUGAUUGAAUCAAUGAAGGAAGGUUCGGUUGUUGUGGAUUUGGCUGCUGAGGCUGGCGGAAACUUUGAAACCACUAAGCCGGGAGAACUUUACGUUCAUAAGGGAAUUACUCAUAUUGGCUACACGGACCUCCCCAGCCGCAUGGCCACUCAGGCCAGUACGCUGUACUCCAACAACAUCACCAAACUCCUGAAGGCCAUCAGCCCUGACAAGGAUAACUUUCAUUUUGAAGUGAAGGAUGAUUUUGACUUUGGUACCAUGAGUCACGUCAUCCGGGGAACUGUGGUGAUGAAGGAUGGCAAUGUGAUUUUUCCAGCCCCCACACCAAAAAAUAUCCCCCAAGAAGCCCCAGUAAAACCGAAGACGGUGGCUGAACUGGAAGCAGAGAAAGCAGGCACCGUUUCAAUGUACACGAAGACACUAACCACAGCCUCCGUGUAUGCAGCUGGUCUCACUGGGAUGCUGGGUUUGGGCAUGGUGGCCCCCAACCUCGCCUUCUCUCAGAUGGUGACCACUUUUGGCCUGGCUGGCAUUAUUGGUUACCACACUGUCUGGGGAGUAACCCCUGCUCUCCACUCACCACUGAUGUCUGUUACUAAUGCCAUCUCAGGUUUGACUGCGGUCGGUGGUUUGGCAUUGAUGGGAGGACAUUUUUAUCCUUCCACGACUUCCCAGGGUCUUGCUGCUCUUGCUACAUUCAUAUCGUCAGUCAACAUUGCAGGUGGCUUUCUGGUGACGCAGAGAAUGCUGGACAUGUUCAAGCGACCCACGGACCCUCCAGAAUACAAUUACCUGUAUCUCCUCCCUGGUGGCACUUUCGUGGGUGGAUAUUUAGCUGCCCUCUACGGUGGUUAUAACAUUGAAGAGAUCAUGUACCUGGGCUCAGGCCUGUGCUGUGUUGGCGCCCUGGGCGGCCUCUCCACUCAGGGGACAGCUCGACUUGGCAAUGCUUUGGGCAUGAUUGGGGUUGCAGGAGGCCUGGCAGCCACACUUGGAGGUCUGAAGCCAGAUCUACAACUGUUAGCUCAGAUGUCUGGCGCGAUGGCCAUGGGUGGUACCAUAGGCUUGGCGAUUGCGAAGCGCAUCCAGAUUUCUGACUUGCCUCAGCUGGUCGCUGCUUUCCACAGUUUAGUGGGCUUGGCGGCAGUGCUUACUUGCAUGGCUGAGUACAUUGUAGAAUAUCCACAUUUUGCAAUGGACGCGACAUCAAAUUUCACCAAGAUUGUGGCCUACCUUGGCACUUACAUCGGUGGAGUCACCUUCAGUGGGUCUCUUAUUGCUUAUGGAAAAUUACAGGGUAUCCUGAAGUCAGCUCCUCUGCUGCUCCCUGGAAGGCACGCGCUCAAUGCAGGCUUGCUGGCUGCUAGUGCGGGUGGACUCAUCCCAUUUAUGGCCGACCCCAGCUUUACCACUGGCAUUACCUGUCUGGGCUCCGUGUCUGCCCUUUCUACUAUCAUGGGUGUGACGUUGACAGCUGCUAUUGGGGGCGCUGACAUGCCUGUUGUCAUCACCGUGCUGAACAGCUACUCAGGCUGGGCCUUGUGUGCCGAGGGCUUCCUGCUCAACAACAACCUGCUGACCAUCGUGGGGGCGCUGAUCGGCUCCUCUGGUGCCAUCUUGUCAUACAUCAUGUGUGUGGAGAAAGCAGAGGUGCCAAGAACAAGGCGUGCAGAUUCAGAGGGGAUGCUGGAACCUCUGCACACUUGGCCUAUCAAGUUAGGCCAGCUGUUCAUUUGUUUCAUGUCCAGGUUUGGAAUUCACCCAGUUGCGGGCCGAAUGCCUGGUCAGCUUAAUGUGCUUCUUGCUGAGGCGGGAGUGCCCUAUGAUAUUGUGCUGGAAAUGGAUGAGAUCAACAAUGAUUUCCCAGACACUGAUUUGGUUCUUGUCAUUGGAGCUAAUGACACUGUGAAUUCAGCAGCUCAAGAGGAUCCCAACUCUAUUAUUGCGGGCAUGCCAGUUCUCGAGGUCUGGAAGUCUAAACAGGUCAUUGUCAUGAAGAGGUCCCUGGGUGUUGGCUAUGCUGCAGUAGACAAUCCGAUCUUCUACAAACCCAACACAGCUAUGCUUCUGGGUGAUGCCAAGAAGACAUGCGAUGCUCUGCAGGCCAAAGUCCGAGAAUCCUAUCAGAAGUGAAUGUGAAAGAAGACCAAGCUGCUGUCUCCAGUUGCAGGAACAGAUAAAUAAAGCACAAGUGGAUGGCAAAGGGCUCAAGGCCCCAAGAAAGCCCCGCAAACCAACAGAUUUUCAGGACCAGCAACCCUGGUCCUCAAGAAGCAUCAAAAAUCCUCACCAUCUGCCUAUUUCAACAUCUGCCUAUUUCUAGUUUCCAUUGCUAAAAGGCAAAAGUAUUUUAUAAGGAACGAAAGAACAGCCUCAUUUAAUACAACCCCUUUGGAUUUUAAAAUCUCCUUUCAGUCACUAGAAAUGAGUUCAGAAGUUGAAUGUUGAGGAUUUCAGGAUGUAUUUUGGUCUGAAAAAUAUUAGACAGUGUGAACAUCACAGCCACCUGUGUUUAGUUUUUUUCUUUCACCAAAUGUGACUAAUUUGAAACUUUUUUUUUUUUUAUCAACUCCUGGCCUGUCCUUUUGCGUUUUAUCCACAGUCUAAACAGUCAUACCAAAUCUGCUUCAGGUUACCAGGCUGUACUUUAGAGUCUAGAUUCCAAAGAUCUAUUUUCUCACUUCUAUUUUAAUAUGUAAAAGGACUAUAUAACUUUCAGAGACGCUGGAAACGAUCUGCUUGAUGUGUUCAGUAAAAUGUAAACUUAAAAUUAGUUGUAUUUUUAAAAAACCACAUUGUCAACUGGAGAUUGCUCCAAUUUCAAUCAAUUUAUAAUGCGUGAUACUGUAUUAAGUGCUCUUGAAUGGAAUGCAGCCAUUUGACUAAUAAAUAAGUUCAUCAUGUUUUUCAA